Molecule: messenger RNA, 2360 nt
Organism: Temnothorax curvispinosus
Lineage: Eukaryota; Metazoa; Arthropoda; Insecta; Hymenoptera; Formicidae
Product: protein RFT1 homolog
Exons: 8
Coding region: 550-2226 (558 amino acids)
Biological process (GO): glycolipid translocation; dolichol-linked oligosaccharide biosynthetic process
Cellular component (GO): endoplasmic reticulum membrane
Source: RefSeq, a predicted model, not a curated record
CGCAUCAUAACGUGGAAACAUCGGUGGAAGAACACAGGUGUGCUCAUGCGCAUAUAUUUCUAACAGCCAAUGAGAAGAACCUUCAUCUAUGCAAACCAAAGGGAUCGACGACACGUAUCGUUGUACAAAACUGAGAAGAGAUGAUCGGCGAACGUGGUGAGACGUGGUCCAGUCGUGGUCGUGCAGGUCGUGUUCGACAGUGUUCGAACACGUGUUUUGUCCUGAAUAAAUUUUUGAAGAUUGCUGAUGCAAUCUGCAAUCACGAUUUCCACUCGGACUUCCAGUAAUUUCCACUCAGAUUUCGCUACGCAAUCAGUGAUUCGGACUGUUAAACAAACAGUGGCAAAUCUGGCCGUAUUGUCUGCUGAAAAGCGGCAGGAGCCGAUAUAAAAAUAGGAAGAAGAAGAAGAAGAAGUGAUCCCGGUUGUCCUCGCGGUCGUAACCUUCUCACAUAACCUUACCUAACCUCUCGGGAAAGAGGUUGACGUUUCUCCACGUCUCCCGGCGAGAAUCUCGAGAUAUUCAUGUUUCUGUCGGAUCGGCCUGAAAAUGCCGAGUAUCCUGAAGAGCAGCCUGGAGAACGCUUCGUUCAGCAUCAUAUUUCAGAUAUUCUGUCGCUGCAUCACAUUUGUCCUGAACGCAUUUGUUGUCCGUCAUGUUGGCCUGGCCGUCCUAGGUGUCAUUACCGUGAGAUUACUCCUACUGGAAUCUACGAUACUGUUCCUAUCGCGCGAGCUAUUUGUGAAAGCAUGUCUGACUAACACCGCGGAACACAAUUGGGCCCAAGUUGUAAAUCUACUCUGGCUGACAGUACCUACAUGCGUUGUGAUGUCCUUCCUAUGUGGAUACGGUUGGCUGUUUGUGCUCUCCACCACAGAGGCGUUACCACCGUACUACACGUUUGCAGUUUGGGCAGUUGGACUGUCGUGUAUCAUAGAACUGUCUUCCUUAGUCGUUCAAUUAGUCGCCAGCGCAUUUCUCUUCGUUAGGCUUAAAAUAAUUCUGGACACGAUCAUGAUCGUUAUUCGCACUAUGACGUUUGUCCCGCUAAUAUUAUAUUAUCCGGAGAACGCGUUGCUUGCGUUCGGCAUCGCUCAGCUUGUUGCGGCAGUAUUUUACACAACGAGCCAUUAUGUGUAUUUUCAUCAUCACAUCAAGAACCUGAACAAAUGUUCACAGAAACGAAGAAUGUCUUUGAAAGACAGUAGCGACGAAUAUGUGAUAAGGGAGUUUCCCUUUCGCGCUAUAAAAGACUUUUUGCCCGGGCAGCUAGAAAAUAAUGAUUCGUAUUUCGAUAGCAAGUUAAUUGAUCUCACAUGGAGCUUCUUUUGGCAAGGAAUAUUGAAGCAGGUUUUGACGGAUGGCGAAAGAUACAUCAUGACUAUAAUGCCAGUAUUGACGUUCACAGAACAGGGUGUCUACGAUAUUGUGAACAAUAUGGGUUCGCUAGCUGCUAGAUUCAUUUUCCGUCCAAUCGAGGACAGUGGAUAUUUUUACUUCACGCAGAUGGUGAAAAGGGAUGAAACGAUACCCGAUCAGAAUCCAGCUAAGGUGCAAGAGAGCGUGAAUGUAUUGACACGUUUGUGCUCUGUCGUUACAUGUAUCGGUCUGGUUGUCCUAGUAUUCGGUCAGUCCUACUCCAGCUUGUUGCUCUGGUUGUACGGUGGUUCGAAGCUGACUUUACCCUUACCCGUUCUCUUACUAAGGGCACAUUGCCUCGCCGUGUUACUGUUGGGAAUCAACGGCGUGACCGAAUGCUAUUCUAACGCGACGGCCGACAGUGCGACCAUAAGCAAAAGCAACUUGAUCAUGAUCUACCAGUCGAUCGCGUUCUUGGGCGCAUCGUAUUUGUUUGUCAUCUGGUUUGGCCCGGUCGGCUUUAUCUUCGGUAACUGCGUGAAUAUGAGCCUGAGAAUCAUACACUCGGCGAAAUUCAUCAAUAAGAGAUACCAGGACACGGUAUAUCGUCCAUUACGCGGACUGGUGCCAAAGCCCAUAUUCUCCACGUGUCUUCUCGUCGCGGCGUUCGUCACCAAUUUGUCACACACUUACUUAUUCCCGGCUGCAAAAGCAUGGCAUCUAGUGAUUGGUAUAGUAAUGUUUAUAAUUGUACUUGGGUCUUGGAUAUAUGAAAAUCACUGGAUAUAUGAAUUAAUCAACCUUGCCACAAGCAAAUUGUAUGAUUGGUAUGAAAGAAGACAGACCAAACAGAAGAAGAGCGACUGAUCCUAAACCCUCAUAUAAAUUAUUUUUUUGUCAAUUAUUUUAUUUAUGAUUUAUGAUAUAAAUCAACUACAGAUUCAUUGUAAGAUCUUGUAAAAUGUUAUAAUAUCAUGUAUAAACAGUUAUUUUUUCUACAA